This is a messenger RNA of Cricetulus griseus (Chinese hamster), 2792 nucleotides long. NCBI's taxonomy places the organism in Eukaryota, Metazoa, Chordata, Mammalia, Rodentia, Cricetidae. The record is from RefSeq and is a predicted model, not a curated record.
CACUGCCCGCCUCGGCGCUGUGCUGCUUGGUGGUGCCGGGCUCUGGACCGGGCGGCCAUGGGGUGGCGGGCGGCUGGGUCACUGAGGGCCAGGUAGCAGUAGGGCGGCAGGGACCGCUGGCUCGGCCCAGCAUGUAGACGUCCACGCGGGCGCGCGGCAGCCGACGGCAUCGGUGUUUUUCUCAUAUCAACUAUGGAAAUGGAACAAGAAAAGAUGAAUGUGAGGAAGGAGUUGAGCCCUGAUUCAGCCUCAUACCACUGCUCAGCAUGUCAUGGGGAUGAGACCUGGAGCUACAAUCAUCCUAUCAGAGGCCGGGCCAAGUCUCGGAGCCUGUCAGCCUCACCUGCCCUGGGCAGCACCAAGGAGUUCAGGAGGACCCGCUCUCUCCAUGGGCCGUGCCCAGUGACCACAUUUGGACCAAAGGCGUGCGUGCUACAGAACCCCCAGACCAUCAUGCAUAUUCAGGACCCUGCAAGCCAGCGGUUGACAUGGAACAAGUCUCCCAAGAGUGUGCUUGUCAUCAAAAAGAUCCGAGAUGCCAGCCUACUGCAGCCCUUCAAAGAGCUCUGCAUAUACCUCAUGGAGGAGAACAACAUGAUCGUGUAUGUGGAAAAGAAAGUGCUGGAGGACCCUGCUAUAGUGAGUGACGAAAGCUUUGGACCAGUGAAGAAGAAAUUCUGCACUUUCCGUGAAGAUUAUGACGACAUUUCCAACCAGAUAGACUUCAUCAUAUGCCUUGGAGGAGACGGCACCCUACUCUAUGCCUCCUCACUUUUCCAGGUCUUGAAUGAAGUGGUGAUUGACAGAGGCCCCUCCUCAUACCUGUCGAAUGUUGAUGUCUACCUGGAUGGACACCUUAUCACCACUGUUCAGGGCGAUGGAGUGAUCGUGUCCACCCCGACGGGCAGCACGGCAUAUGCAGCUGCAGCUGGGGCUUCCAUGGUCCACCCCAACGUGCCGGCCAUCAUGGUUACACCCAUCUGCCCCCACUCGCUGUCAUUCCGGCCCAUCGUGGUCCCUGCAGGGGUCGAGCUGAAGAUUAUGCUGUCCCCGGAAGCCAGGAACACUGCAUGGGUGUCUUUUGAUGGACGGAAGAGGCAGGAAAUACGCCAUGGAGACAGCAUCAGCAUCACCACCUCCUGCUACCCGCUGCCCUCUAUCUGUGUGUGUGACCCUGUGAGUGACUGGUUUGAGAGCCUUGCCCAGUGUCUACACUGGAAUGUUCGAAAGAAGCAAGCUCACUUCCCAGAGGAUGAGGAUGAGGACCAGGACGAGGAGGACAGCUAGGCCUCACUUCCCAGCCUCCAACCUGAGCCCUCAAGCCCUUGGGGGCUUUCUUCCCUCUCUUGCUCUCCCGCUGGCCUUCUGGCUGACCUGGCCUUGACAAACCACAUGGCUGUCAGGCAUCUGUGUCCUGCCUGCCUUGCUGGGAGAGCUUGGGUCUGCCUUUUGAAGAACACAUCAGCUUUUUAAUGUUUUUAAACCUUUUUCAUUUCUAAAGAAGCAAAAUAAGAACUGGGCUGGGUGUCCUACAUCUCUCCCAUGGGCCCCCUGAGAUCCCAGGUCAGGAAUUCCCAUAAAUCAGUCUGUUGAAAUUCUGAGGGGGGUCAAAAUGAAUUGAUCUUCCUUUUGAUAUUGGAAUAAAUGUCUCAGCCAGAAAUCUUCCUUUAGCUGCAGUGCUUUUCCCCAGGGCCUGUACCUUUCCCCUCUGCAACUCUUGGGGUCACUUGGCAGCUUUGCCAUAGGUUGGCAAGGCGUGUCAUGGCUAGGUGCCUCUGAGUCUGGCCCAAGGCCUCUGACUACGUUCCAGAGAAGACAGAGGCAACACUUUGCACAGCCAUCGGCAACAUCACAUUCCUCAUAGCAGGGCAGCAGCUCCUGAGAUGUUUUAAAUCCUGUGUACACUUUUUAGAGAUUAUUUUAAACUUUCUGAAGUGAUUAUGUACAUAUUUUCUUGUACACGCCUUGUGAAGAUUUAGAGGGGACUGCCUGCUGUCCAGUGUUUACAUUGUGUGCAGCCCAAUGCAGACAGUCAGGACAGGGCUCUGUGCUUCCACUCUUCCCUUACACAGUGGCCACAAAGGUUUUGAGACCAACUCACUCUUGAUAUCAGGCCUGUGGGCCUGCCCUCCUUCCACAAGAGUCCAAGGUUUGCAUCUGAGCAGAUAUCUCCAUAUCUCCCUGUGUGCAGACGUGUAUGUAGCAUAAGUGCACACAUAGGAGCCACAUAGGCCCUGAAGCCUUUGUGGUAUCAGUGGUCAGCCAAGGUGCCUCAGUUAGGUCUCUGCUUUCAGUUUUGUCUUCACCUCCUGUGGCGGAAGUAGGAAGGGAGGGCUGCCCGUUCUUCAACUGGCUUCCAGGGUAGUCAUGCUGCUCAAAAAGGUUUUGCCGGCUGCUAUAGGGCUGACCAGACUGAGCUUUCUUCUGCUGUUAAAGUCAGGACCUACUGGGCCCUUGGUGACACACAUCAGCACCUGUGGAGCCCUAUGUGGUCUGGCUUCAGUGCUGUUAAGCUGUGGUAGCUUAUCCCCAAGAGCUGUGCUAUUCAUCUGUGAUUGUGAGCACAGUAGGCCUCUGCUGUGAUCCAGAGGAGAGCAGGGUCUGGAGCAUGGGUCAUGCAUCUAAAAAGCAAGUGUUGACAAGUCUAGAAGCAAGCUGCUACCAGACUGAUCUAGAACACAUGGAGUUUUCACGUAAAUUCUUAAUGUUUCAUAUUAAUAUCUUAAAAUUUGUUAAUUGUUAAUGAAGGCCUUAUUACUAUUUUCAGAUUCUUUCAAUAAAUAAACUUGUUU